UCAUCCUAAGCUUAAUACCCACAAAUUAGUAUACCUUUAUGGCCUACCAAGACAAAUCUCUUGACCUAUAUAUAGCACCAUUCCUUUGCACUUAAUUUCAUCCAAAACCAAAUAUAUUUCUAAGAAAUCAAUCCUCUAUACUCAUUCCUUAAGAUAGCUAGCUCUUCCCAUAUUAAAAAAAAAAAAAAUAGAAAAAUAUUUUAAUACCAUGAACAAUAUACCAUUUUCUCAUAUGGACAAACUCUCAAUCAACUUUUGCAUUGCAUACUUUCUUAUUUUUUCUCUCUUGUUUGUGCAUGGCAAAGAAUUAUCAUGCAAUCAAACACCAUACCCUCAUGUGUGUAACCAUUACAUUGGAACCACAACAACCAACACUUUAUCAACCCUAGAUUCUUCUUCUUUCCAUGAUAUGGCCCUUAAGGUCACCAUGGAGCAAGCCAUUGAGGCCCACAAACUUGUGUCAACCAUGGAAUUAAAUAAUAAUUUCAAAGACAAGAGAGCCAAGUCAGCAUGGGAGGAUUGUUUAGAGCUUUAUGAGGAUACAAUUUAUCAACUCAAACGCUCAAUAAACUCAAACAAUAUAAAUGACAAAUUAACUUGGCAAAGUGCUUCCAUUACCAACCAUCAAACUUGCCAAAAUGGUUUCAUUGAUUUUAACCUUCCCUCUCAACUAAACUACUUUCCAUCCAUGUUAAGUAACUUCUCUAAAUUGCUUAGCAAUUCCUUGUCCAUUACUAACACCAUAGCUUCCUCGUCCCACUCUUUGUCCUCGACCUCGACCUCGUCCUCGUCAUCGUCAUCGUCAUCGACCAAUAAACAAAAUGGAGGGAGAAGGUUAUUAUCAGAUGGAUUUCCCAAUUGGGUUUCAUUUUCAGAUAGAAAGCUUCUUCAAGAAACAAUUGAAGCUGAUAUUGUUGUGGCACAAGAUGGAAGUGGAAACUACAAAACAAUAUCGGAGGGUGUUGCUGCAGCUGCAAAACUAAGAGGAAAAGGAAGAGUUGUUGUUUAUGUGAAAAGAGGUGUUUAUAAAGAGAAUGUUGAUGUUAAAAAAACAGUGAAGAAUUUAAUGAUUGUUGGAGAUGGAAUGGAUUCAACAAUUAUUACUAGUAAUCACAAUGCUCAACAUGGCUAUACUACUUUUCGUUCAGCUACUUUUGGUAUUAUGGGUGAUGGUUUCAUAGCAAAGGACAUGACUUUUGAAAACACAGCCGGACCACAAAAUCAUCAAGCAGUGGCUCUACGUUCUGGCGCCGAUUACUCUGUAUUUUAUCGUUGCGCCUUCAAAGGUUAUCAAGACACAUUAUAUGUCUACGCUCAACGUCAAUUCUACCGUGAUUGUAACAUCUACGGAACCGUUGAUUUCAUCUUUGGUAACGCCGUUACAGUCCUUCAAAACUGCAACAUCUUUGUUAGAAAACCAAUGGGGAACCAACAGAACACUGUAACGGCACAAGCAAGAACAGAUCCAAAUGAAAAUACCGGUAUUAUUAUUCAUAACUGUCGAAUAACUGCUUCAAAUGAUUUAAAACCGGUUCAGAAUUCAGUGAAAACAUUUCUUGGAAGACCGUGGCAAAAAUAUUCAAGAACUGUUGUUAUGAAAAGUAAUCUUGAUGGUUUGAUUAAUCCUAAAGGUUGGUCUGUAUGGAAUGGUGGUUUUGCUUUGAGUACACUUUAUUAUGGUGAGUAUAUGAAUAUUGGUGCCGGUGCUAAUACCGGUGGACGAGUUCAAUGGCCAGGGUUUCAUCUUAUUACUCAGUCUUCUGAGGCUGCAAAAUUUUCUGUUUCUAAUUUUUUGGCUGGUGGAUCUUGGAUUUCUAGUACUGGUGUGCCGUUUGAUGCAGGUUUGUGAAAACUCAAGUAAAUAUUUUGUUGCAUAAGAUGCUUAUAGUUUGUGUGUUCAUUUCCGUGUAUGUCAAAAGGGAGGGUAGAGAAAAAAACAAAAUGUUAUCUAUAUACAUAGAUAGAUGAAGAUAGAUAUAUAAGCAUAUAUAUUGUUAUUACUUUUAGUUUCGAUAAGGUUGUAUAAUUAAAUAGUGUUAAGUGUUUUUCUUUUGAUUACUUAAUUGUACUUUAUAUUUUCUUUUAGCAAUAAUAUACUUAUUCAACACUUUC
Molecule: messenger RNA, 2112 nt
Organism: Cicer arietinum (chickpea)
Lineage: Eukaryota; Viridiplantae; Streptophyta; Magnoliopsida; Fabales; Fabaceae
Product: pectinesterase
Biological process (GO): cell wall modification
Molecular function (GO): pectinesterase activity; enzyme inhibitor activity
Source: RefSeq, a predicted model, not a curated record